Molecule: messenger RNA, 1544 nt
Organism: Lotus japonicus
Lineage: Eukaryota; Viridiplantae; Streptophyta; Magnoliopsida; Fabales; Fabaceae
Exons: 2
Coding region: 80-1261 (393 amino acids)
Source: RefSeq, a predicted model, not a curated record
CUCCUCCAAUGUCACAGAAGCAGUUGAAUAUCACAAAAGCAAAGGAAACAUACAAACAAAAGUUCAAUUAAUCAGCAAGAUGGCUGGAAGAAAGCUCAGCAUCUUGCUAGUGGCCAUCUUUGUCUUACUCAUGGCCAUGGAAGGUGCCAUUGCUCAAGGCCAAGGAAAGGGUGAUGGUAAUGGUAAUGGCAAUGGCAAUGGUAAUGGUAAUGGUAAAGGUCAGGGUGAUACAAAUGGUAAGGGAAAGGGUAAGGAGCAGGACAAAGGAAAGGGCGAGGAGGAGGAGAAAGAAAAGGGUAAAGAGAAGAAGCCAAAGAAGAAGAAGGAUGAAGCCUCAGAAUAUGAGGUGUUGUCAGCUCUGCCAAGUGGACAAGAAAGAGCCUUCUGCAAAGCAAAGAACACAUGUCAGUUUAAGACCCUCUCUUGUCCUGCUGAGUGCCAGAAGAGGAAGCCCAAGAACAACAAGAAGGCCAAGGGCUGUUUCAUUGACUGCAGCAGCAAAUGUGAAGCCACUUGCAAGUUUAGGAAAUCCAAAUGUGAUGGCUAUGGUGCUUUAUGUUAUGAUCCUCGCUUUGUUGGUGGUGAUGGUGUGAUGUUCUACUUCCACGGCGCCAAAGGAGGAAACUUUGCCAUUGCUUCUGAUGAUGAGUUCCAGAUCAAUGCUCACUUCAUCGGUACCCGACCAGAGGGAAGGACUCGUGACUACACAUGGGUGCAGGCACUUUCUGUCAUGUUUGACACACACACUCUUGUCAUUGCUGCUAAUAGAGUAUCUAAAUGGGAUGACAAUGUUGACUCUCUCAUAGUGAAGUGGGAUGGUGAAGAAAUUUCAGUACCUACUGAUGGAGAAGCAGAGUGGAGGGCUAAUGGUGAUGAAAGAGAAGUGGUAGUUGAGAGAACAGAUGAGACCAACAAUGUGAGAGUUACAGUUUCAGGUUUGCUUGAAAUGGACAUCAGGGUGAGGCCUAUUGGAGAGAAGGAAAACAAGGUUCACAAUUACCAGUUGCCAUCAGAUGAUGCUUUUGCUCAUUUGGAGACACAGUUCAGGUUUAAGAAACACACUGAUUCUAUUGAAGGAAUCUUGGGUCAGACUUAUAGGCCAGGCUAUGUUAGCCCUGUCAAGAGAGGGGUUCCUAUGCCAAUGAUGGGAGGAGAAGACAAGUACCAGACACCAACUCUCUAUUCAACAACCUGCAAACACUGCAGGUUCGAGAGGCCAUCUGGAUCUGCUAGCACUGAAGGAAUCAUUGCUCAAUAUUGAUACCAAUACCAUGAAUCAUGAAAAAAAAUAAGACAAUCUUCAUGAUCAUAUUGUUAAAAUCUUGUAAUUUGUUUUCUGUUUGUGUCAAGACAAAUAAGGGCUUAACUUGUUGCCCAUGAUCAUUGUUUUCGUAAAAAGUUGUGGCGAUUAAUGUGUACUAAGAUAUGAAGAAUCAUUUUUUUCCUAAAUUCAAUUUGUCCAACCAGGGGGACAUAAUGAUUGACCCCUGGGUUCUUUGUAAAGUUAAAAAGUGUUGAGUAAAUUCUUUUGUCUGAUAUCACAA